Messenger RNA from Caretta caretta (loggerhead turtle), 894 nucleotides. RefSeq names its product capping actin protein of muscle Z-line subunit alpha 3 (gene CAPZA3). Gene Ontology annotation, molecular function: actin filament binding. Gene Ontology annotation, biological process: actin cytoskeleton organization; barbed-end actin filament capping. NCBI's taxonomy places the organism in Eukaryota, Metazoa, Chordata, Testudines, Cheloniidae. Gene Ontology annotation, cellular component: cortical cytoskeleton; F-actin capping protein complex. The record is from RefSeq and is a predicted model, not a curated record.
AUGUCCAACAAAUGUGAUUUGUCUAAGGAAGAGAAAGAGUGGGUCAUAUGCCAUCUGCUGUAUCAGGCACGUCCAGGCGAAUUCUGCAGUGUUUUUGAAGAUCUCUGUAUUCUGGUCCAGGACGAUGACCUGAUGAGGCAAGAGGCUGCCCAGGUCUGUGCCCAUCACAAUAAGAACAAUUUCACCUUAGUCCGAAUAAAAGGAACCAAUGUGCUGGUGGCUCACUACAAUGACCUAGGAGGAAAUAGCUUUUUUGACCCUAAAAAUAAAUUUUCUUUCAAAUUUGAUCACUUGAGUGGAAUAUCAAACAAAUUUCAGCUCCAUAGGGUAGCAUGGGAUGAGACAGAGCUAUGGAGAACAGCCCUAAAUAGUGCUUUAAAGGCAUAUGUGAAUAGUCACUUUCCUUCAGGGGACUGCAGUGUGUUUAGAAAAAAAUUGAAAAACAGGCAGAUAAUUGUGGUCUGUAUUGUAGGUCAUCAGUACAAACAGCUGGGUUUCUGGAAUUGCCUUUGGAAAGGUGAAUGGACUUUUUCCCAGAUUCCAGUUAUUACUCAGGUUACAGGGGCCAUUCAUAUGCAAGUACACUACUUUAAAGAUGCUAAUCUCCACAUGACAGUCUGCAAGACUGUUGAAGAGACCUUGCAUGUAAUUGACCCAGCCCAGCUGGCCAUAGAUUUUGUGAAACUCAUAAAAACUGAAGACAACAAAUUUCACAUUGCCAUGCUGGAAAACUUCCAAGCUUUGACAGAUGAAAUCUGGAGAAAAAUUCUACAAAGGCAGCUCCCAGUCACUCGCACUGUCAUUAACUGGAAUAAACUGCUGACCAAUCAGAGCAUGAAAGCCAAUAUUUCCAGUUGUGAGGUGCCACUGAGUGUCCUGAAGUGCACUGUUUGA